Scophthalmus maximus (turbot) is the source of this 3241-nucleotide messenger RNA. It is a transcript of the gene dcun1d2a, whose product is annotated as DCN1, defective in cullin neddylation 1, domain containing 2a. Gene Ontology annotation, cellular component: ubiquitin ligase complex. The coding region runs from base 998 to 1891 and encodes 297 amino acids. The transcript is spliced from 6 exons. NCBI's taxonomy places the organism in Eukaryota, Metazoa, Chordata, Actinopteri, Pleuronectiformes, Scophthalmidae. Gene Ontology annotation, molecular function: ubiquitin-like protein binding; ubiquitin conjugating enzyme binding; cullin family protein binding. Gene Ontology annotation, biological process: protein neddylation; positive regulation of ubiquitin-protein transferase activity. The record is from RefSeq and is a predicted model, not a curated record.
UCUGUUAAAUGUCAGAAAGUGCACAUCACAGUUUCCCCAUAGGUGAAGACUUUUAUUCUUUGUUUUUUAAGCAGUUGUACUAUUCCAAAUUUGUUGCGGUUUCAUUUUCAUUCAUUUCAUUUUUCUUCCUAGUAUAGUCAGACAGUUUGUUGAUAGGCCAAAGUGACAUCUUCAGUCUUUAGCUCAGAAAUAUUCAUCAUUGAUUAUAAAACAGCAAAACGCCAAAUCUGCACAUUUGAGAAGCUGAAAACACUAAAUGUUUGGUAUUUUAACCUGGGGGGAAAAGGACUGAAAUGUUUUUUCACUUAUCAAAACAGUUGCUCUGACAAUAGUCUAGUCAACCAAGUGUUUAAACUUUACAAUUGAUUAAUAAGUUCAGUGUUAGGAAACCAGAUAUCAUCUGGAACUUGGUUUAAAGUCUGAUAAUGAUAAUACUGAUGUGGCGUAUUACUGGUCUUUAAUGGCUGCAAUUACAAUUUAUUGUCACAAUAUUCAGAACAUGUCCUGUGAAAAGUGCACUGAAUGACUCCUGCUUACAUACAUAAUCCCCCCCCAAAAAAUUUUCCUUUCCACAAAAAACACCAGUGUGUCACUCAAAAAAGGUUUUCAGAAAACAUUCUGUCGAUUUGAUUUUGAGGAAUAUUACCCAAGCCUUCCUGUCAUGAGUGCUUGUGCACUCCAGACAUGUUGCACCUCCAGGUCCUGGUGAUGGAAUCUCUUUACCCUGCUCAUGUUACAUCUAUGAAUGUAGUUAUCUGAGGGGCCCUCCGGGGGUACAGCAUGUGCUCUGAGAAUCCACAACAUCCCCCUUCCAGAAAAGCCCAGCCAGUCAACUUGCUUUUGGACAGGACAUAAUUAUCACCACAGUAGCGUCUUUUGACUCAGCUACUUGACUGUGUGUUUGUUGGUGUGGCAGACUAACCUUUUUGAAUAUGCGUCCGAGUGUUUUUUGAGUGUCUCUCCCACAGUUUGUCCUGUCCUUGUCACCGUUGCCUGAAUGCUUGUCUCGUUGUGUGUGUUUGUCUGCGUGUCGCUCUGUGUUUGCGCGUUGUUGUCUGUGUUUCCCGGUCUGAUCGCGCCAGUGUCUGACGGCCCCUGUCCUGUACUUGCACAGCAUAAGCUGAAGUCUUCGCAGAGGGACAAGGUACGGCAGUUCAUGUCCUUCACACAGGCUGGGGAGAAGACAGCUGUGUACUGCCUCACACAGAAUGACUGGAAACUAGAAGUUGCCACCGACAACUACUUUCAGAACCCGGAUCUUUACUGCAAGGAAUCCAUGAAAACCUCGGUGGACCGGAAAAAGCUGGAUCAGCUCUAUAAUCGCUACAAAGAUCCACAAGAUGAGAAUAAGAUUGGUAUCGAUGGGAUCCAGCAGUUUUGUGACGACCUCUCACUGGACCCAGCCAGCAUCACUGUGCUCGUUGUUGCGUGGAAGUUUCGCGCCGCCACUCAGUGCGAGUUCUCCAAGAAGGAGUUCAUGGACGGAAUGACAGACCUGGGGUGUGACAGCCCGGAAAAACUGAAGGCCCUUUUGCCAAGACUAGAGCAGGAGCUAAAAGAUACCGGAAAGUUCAAGGACUUCUACCAGUUCACCUUUAAUUUUGCCAAAAACCCUGGACAGAAGGGUCUAGACUUGGAGAUGGCUGUAGCCUACUGGAACCUGGUUCUCUCAGGACGAUUUAAAUUCCUCGAUCUUUGGAAUCGAUUCCUUUUGGAACACCAUAAACGAUCCAUCCCAAAGGACACAUGGAACCUAUUGUUGGACUUUGGCAACAUGAUUGCAGAUGACAUGUCAAAUUAUGAUGAGGAAGGAGCAUGGCCCGUUCUUAUAGAUGAUUUUGUGGAAUUCGCUCGACCAAUUGUAACAGGAUCAAAACGUAAAACUCUCUAAAUCCAGUCACGACUCUGGAGCGUCAGAACGUUGUUUCUUUUACAUUGACUUCAUAGUUUUUUUUAAGACUUGUACAAAAAAAAGUGAAAAUUGUAGACUUCAGAGAGAAAAACAGAAGCACUUGAAACUGUCAGGAAAACAACCUUUCAGGGAGCUGAGUAAAAACUGUGAGAAGAACUGGCCACACGUUUUUUUUGUCCUCGUGAGACCAGAGGCGUCGUAUGGACAAUGCCAGAUACACUUUGUCUCUCCUGUUGGAUUCUCAGUAUCCUGGACUCUGCUCUGCUCCAAGAGGAGCACCAGCUCUCAGGGCCACAGCCUGUGAGCGAGGACGGACACAGCUCUGCGAGGAGGUUCUCUGGCUGUGUGCUCCCUCAACACACCGGAGGGGAGAGAGCAGCGUGUUUUAAGAUUCUUUCUGGUCCGCUUUGUUUUGUUUAUAUGAAGCUCUGAGUGACUGUGCAAAGUUCCAAUGUCUAACUCUAACUUUUUCGGGACAUAGUGCUCACCACACCAGCACCAACAGAACUGUUGCAGUUUUUACUGUACAUACUGUAUCUAUUGGGACAGUUUACAAAUAGAGCUAUAUGAAGAAUAAUAUAAAUACGUUGAAUUUAUAAAUGCAAAAAGAUGAUUUCUUUUAUGUACAGGAAAUGCUAUGAUCUCUUAACGGGAUGCCUCAAUAUUGUGGACAUAUGCCGUCGGUUUAAUUAUAAGGUGGAUCUCUGGAGUUGUGAGCUUGUCGUCAAAAGCACGUCAGACACAUGUUGCUACACUUUGGGCUGGUUUCACAAAUAAAUGAGAGUAAAGGUAGUGCUUUGAUUCAGAUGAUUGAUCUUGGUUCAUGGCAUUAAUUUGUCUGGAUAAUCGCAGUUGGGGGUUGGUCUAAAAUCCUAAAUGUAAUCAGUCCAAUCCACAGUACUGUAUUCUCGAUUCCCCCCCCCCCCACACACACACUUUCAAAAAAUACUUUUAUUCAAUUUGUGAAGGAAAAGAGUUUUGUUAUUUUAUCAGUCGAUCCGUCUGAGUAAUCUGUUCAGCUGCAGCUAAGAGAAAUGUAAAGUAAAGAAGUGACGGGCCCGCAGGAUUGCAUGGCGCAUAUCUGUAUGUUAUGGCAGCGCGACGGCCUUUGUUCAGGAGUCAGGACACGAGAGAGGGCAACAACAACAACAACAACAGGACAACAAAAUGAAGCCUUAAGAAUAAAAACCUGUCUGUUCAAUAUUCAUGUGUUCUGUUAAGUGUUACUGAAGGUAGUGAAAAACGGAAUAUAAUGUUGAUACAUCAUGUAAGUAGCCUAAGUAUAUUGUUCAUUUAAGAAAGAUGAAUAAAGCAUGAGUUUUUCCAUAA